ACCCUCACUCCUUAUUUCGUAACGGAUACUUUCUCUUUCCCUCUAACACCCCCAGAAUAUUCAUAAACAACUUCUACAAUUUACGAUUUUGAUUCAUUGAUAGAAAAAACACAUAGAUCAUCAUAUUUUAUUGAAAAGCGUAUUGAAAAAUCCAUCAAAAUUCUUGGAAAAUUCACUGAAAAUCCCAUCAGAAAUCGUCGAAAUUUUCUACCUUUUGCAAUUGCUAAGGAAGUCUGUCGAUUUUAUUUGAAGAACGGAUUAAAUGGAUUUAGGGUGCUUGGAUUUGGGUUGCAUUUCUUUGUGUGAUGAGAAGCAAAACACAAAUUCUUGUGCAGAAUCGCUCAGUAGUAAUAAUUCCAGCGAGUCUCUCUCCUCCAUUACCAAGCUUGGAAGGAAUAAAUCACAGAAAGAUAAAGAUAGCCCUCCUUUAGGAGUAAGUGCGAUUAAUCGAGUCUCAUCUCAAAUUAAGAAGCCAUUACAUCGCAAAACCUCUCCUCUUAAUUGGUUUCCUCGCAUAAAGGGUGACUCCUACAUGAAGCGUAAAAUUAAACUACUACAGGAAGCUGGUGGCAUGAACACUACUCUUGAUGAGACAUUGGGUCAUUCAAAUCCUCACUACUGUCGUGUAGAACGAGAGAAAAGGGCUGCCAGAGAGGCUGCAUGCAAAGUAAUGGAGGCGCGGAAAGCUGCUAUGAUUGAAGCAUCCUGGUGUCGGAUACUUCAAGCAGCCAGGAUUUCACACAAAGAAGCAGAUGCACUGCUUCAAAUAGCAGAGAAAGAGGUGGCUGAUGCAUUUGAAGCUGCAACAGCUAAAGGAGUUACCAUGUAUGACACACCUGAUCGUCCUUUGAAACGUUUCGAGAUACAGAUAUCCUCUGCUACUGGUAAAGGAUCCACCACUCACACAGUCAGAGCGUCAUUUGAAACAGGUUUUGAAGUGGACAAACAAGUUGCAGCUGCUGUUAAAACUGCAUUCACCAGACUAGCACAUUCUACUUCUUUCAAUAAAGAUGAAUUCAAGGACUUGUUGAGGAAAAUAAGUGAAAAUCCUGAUACUCAGAACCUGUCAUCGGAGUAUGAUACCGGGGCAGAGUUUGAAACAAUAUCUCUUGAGAAUGGCUCUAGCUCGCAAAGGAGGAAUCGGAAGAAGCUAAGUCCUCAGAAAUUCAGUGGGACAAAACUUGUUCUAAUGAUGCUUGAAAGGCUUAAAUGCCUGAAAGAGGAGGAGUUGGCUUCUCUGGCUACAAUAGUUGCAACUUGUGGUCUAAAUGCUGCUUUAGCUGAUACUGGAAGUCAUAGAAUGGAGGAUAAAAAUGCUGCCACUGAUAUGAAUUACUUAAUGAAUAGAGGCGCAAGGCAAAAACAAGUAGAGCCAGAGUUGCCCAGUUUAGAAAAGUUCCUGGUCAAAAAAAUGACAAAGCUUGAGAAGGAAGUGCAAGAAGCUAAGAACGCUAGAAAAGCCGAGUCCAAAAGAGAUGGUGAUGGAAAGCUCAACAAUCCUCAAGUCAGCAAUGGUAACAUAGAUGAUAAACGAUUUUCUGUUGACACUGUACCGGACCUGGGAAGCGUACUGGUUAAGAAUUCAUCGAAAUUUGAGAAAGAGAUGGAAGAAGCAAAGAAAAGUCAGAAGUUAUCAGACCUGGAAUCACGAAGAACUCUGAAAGAUGGAAAAUGCAGGCAACUCAAACAAGAAGUUGCAGAAGUUCCGAGCUUGGACCAGAUAUUGAUCAAGCACGUAUCUAGACUUGAAAAGGAGGUUCAAGAGGCAAAGAAAUGGAGACAAAACGAUUUCCAUAUCACUUCAGGAACAGGGAAGUCGAGUAUAUUGUCAUCGCAAAGUCAGAAAGAGAACAUUAACUCGAACACAGAAAGUUACAAAAAACACAAUGAAGGAGAGAGUGAGAGUUUGGAUAAAAUUCUUGUAAAGCAUGUAUCCAAGUUAGAGAAGGAGAAAAUGGAGUUUGGAUCUAAAGAAGUGAAGAAAAAAGUUACAGAACCACUAAAGGAACCAAGUGGUGGUGGUUUGGAUCAAAUACUCAUCAAACACAAGUCAAGGCUCGAGAGAGAAAAGUCUGCAGCACUAGAACAAGCUGAAGAUAGGUACACAUAUUCUAAGUCUCGGCGUGAAGCCAGGGAGAGAGAGUUGCUAGAUACAUGGGGAGGCAUUGGCUUAAGCCAUUCCAUACGGCCACAUGUCUCUAGACUGGAACGAGAUAAGGCUGCUUGGCUUAAAGCAGAAGAGGAGGAGAAACAAGCGGCAGCCCAUGAGCAGAGUCUCGUUUGAUUGAACGAACUACCACCAGUAUCAGCAAACACUAUAGAUUGUACAAAUGCACAUUGGUUAGCAUCUGUCAUAUGAGAUGGAUCAUCUCAAACAUUGGUAUACAUUGGUGCAUCUGUCGUAUGAGACGGAUCAUCUCAAACAUUGGUCCUUUGUACGAACAUCAUCUGUUAUAUAAUGAUAAACAAUGAUUUUGCAAUAAUUUACUCAAACCUAAGUUA
Molecule: messenger RNA, 2502 nt
Organism: Spinacia oleracea (spinach)
Lineage: Eukaryota; Viridiplantae; Streptophyta; Magnoliopsida; Caryophyllales; Amaranthaceae
Exons: 4
Coding region: 263-2284 (673 amino acids)
Source: RefSeq, a predicted model, not a curated record